Molecule: messenger RNA, 5067 nt
Organism: Onychostoma macrolepis
Lineage: Eukaryota; Metazoa; Chordata; Actinopteri; Cypriniformes; Cyprinidae
Gene: gvin1l2
Product: interferon-induced very large GTPase 1
Exons: 3
Coding region: 98-4684 (1528 amino acids)
Molecular function (GO): GTP binding
Source: RefSeq, a predicted model, not a curated record
AUGACAGCACAGCACACAGCCUAAGAAGGCAUCAUAAAUUUUAGGUCUAUGGGAUUCUUUGAAUUGUAACUGACAAUUAAAUAAACAUUCUAAAACAAUGUCUCUACAUCGGAAGACUGCCCCCGACCCGGGGCCCCUUACUACUGAGAUAGUGUCUGAAAUUGACAGGGACAAGCAUAUUUUACUGCACAUGUUGGAUCUGCACAGGGAAAAGGUGGCACCUCUGGACCUUACAACAAUGCAAUAUGUAAGCACUACAAGCACUGAAGACUACCUUCCAAAGGACCCAACAGAGCUCUUCAAUGCAUUCCUCCGGCGGCUCUGGCUAUGUAAUCCCCAAGCCCGCAGCACUUGCUGCAAGGUACCAGUAGGAGUUUACGGUUUGGACAUGGAUGAGAAUUCACAAUGCGCUAUCAAUCCUUUAGACCUGGUUACUGUCAUCUACAUGACCACUAAUAGUUUCCUCCAGCAAGAGAUCACUCAGCGAAUGUUGCAGUGCAACUUUGCUGUGCCUUUGUAUCUUCCCCCUAUUCAUCCAGAAAAGAAGGGAACCAUCCUCCUGUGUCCUUUUAGAGGUAUUCUUGGUCAGUGGAAGUCACCUUCUGAGGCACCCAUCAUGAAGAACAUGGCCGAUUCCAGGAUGCCAUUUCUCUCCGCAGUGAGGCUAGGUUCCUGCAACAUCUCGAAAUCUCGAGUACUCAACCAUGUUCUUGGGGGUCCACAUGAGCAGAAUGACUGCUUCGUAAACUGUGGUAUGGAGGGAGGGCAGCUGCCUCGAGUUCUCUCUGAUGGUCUGGUGGAGGUUUGUUGGAACCUACAUUCAGGAGAUCAUCAUAACAACAUCUUUUCUCGUCCUGUGCUAGUAGCUAAUCUUCGUGGAGAUGCAGCUAACUGCGAAAAACAGAUGAGUCUUCUGUGUUACACAUCUGCAGUCCUCAUAGUUUUCUGUGGAUGUUUUGGUGUCAAGGAACGAGACCUACUUGCCUCAUGGAGGGACAAUACAAGCCACAUGAUUAUAAUCGACUGCUCAACAUCAGUAGAGGAUGGACAAGAGAAUCAAAAUGAGAAAAUGAAACAAAGGCUGAUGAAGGAACUUCCUGAUGGAACAAUGCUAAAUGGCUGUGAAGGUGAUGAGAAAGAAAUUGCUGAGAACUUAAGAGAUGUUCUGGAUCGCUUUAUUCCAUACCUGCACACCACAAACCUUGUAGGUACAGCCGGUAUGGCCAAUGACCUCAACAUUGAUGUUGAUGAAGAUGAGCUCUGUAGAAUGGCAUUCAGUGAAGUUGAAGAAGUCCUCAGUGGAAUUGAAGAUGGAGUGGCUAGCUAUUUGGAGAAUCAGCUGCCCCUGCAAGGUACAGUAUGGAAACAGUUGUGUCAACUGGAGAAGGAGGAGGCACGUCACCAACAGCAUACAUCCCAGAGUUUAACCGGGGAGAAGGACAACCUUAUAAAACAAUUGCUUGAUUAUAAACUAACAACAGCCAUGACAGCUUUUACUGCAGCUCUUUGUUCAUUUGACACAACCAAGAGGGCAUUCUUUCUCUCUUGGAUGAGAGUGAAACUUGAAGUUAUGCAAUUGGAUAACCUGUCCCAUCAAAGGGAAGCAGAUGAAGAACAAAUGCAAGAACCUUGCAUAGGACUUGAACAUUUCCUUCGAGAGAUGGGACUGAUCUACGAAAGAUACUUCCGUGGCCCAAACAGCGACUUGUACGACAUGUUCCGCUUACCAUAUUUAGGGGCUGAACUACUCUUUUAUGGAGUUCCCCUUGAACUCUAUGAUGGGGAUGCCUCAGUAUUUCCCAUGAACUGGGUAUACAGCACUCUUUAUGAGGUACACAAGCAGCUGCCAAAGUUCAGUCGCAUGAGAGUUCUGACAAUCCUAGGUUUCCACAACUCCAAGAAUGCAGAGAUCUUAUCUGCCUUGUUUGGCGUCAACUUCCCGAAGUGGGGCAGAAGGCAUAUCAAAGGGGCAUACAUGCUUCUCCUCAGCCUGCCUGACAACUUCAGAAUGGAGAUGGACUGUGAAUUUAUCUUGUUGAUUAGCACAGAAGGUUUGAAUGCCCAAACAGAAAGAAGCCUUGUGCAUGCUAGUGAACUGGCUACCUUUGUCAGUGGACUGAGUGACAUUACACUAAUAAAUCUACCAGAUGAGGAUCAGAACGAAUCAAGAAGCAACCUUCAGAUUGCUGUCAAUGCUAUUCUCUGCUCACGAAACUUGGAGAGGAAGACUACCUUCCAGGUUGCUUCAGAGGGAGCAGGAAUGGAUGGAAAAAUCAUGAGUUGUGUAAUUGAUUUACUGACCACAGGACAGCUCCCAAUAGAAUCUCAAAGAGAAAAAAAUCCCUCAAGUGAAACAAGAGGCAGCAGCACUGUGACUUCACAAAAUGAUCAAAUCUAUAGUGAUGCAAUUCUAAGGCUAAAGAAAAGACUGCUGACUAUGUUCCAUGAAAAGGCAACGAAUGGUCAGCCAACCUGCUUGGGUGCAUUUAUGGAGCAUAUGUUAAGUCUGUGGGAGUCAGUUAAAAAUGGAAAUGUUGCCAUAAAGUUUGGAGAAACGGCCACAGCUGAUGCCAUCAUUGGCCUCUGCAGAAAACUCGUACAGGAAGAGAAGCAGCUCAAUGAUCAACUGGAUCUUUGGGUUGAAGCAUUGGACAAUCACAUAACAGAGUUGAAAGAAUCUGCAUCCCAAAAUGGAGAACACAUGGAUUCAGAUAGGCUACUCAGAAUCUUGAGAGAUGAAGCAGCUACCCAAAUCAAUACAGAUAGAGACCAUAUUAAGGCAAGUCUCUGGGACUACCUUAGGCAGGAGGAUAUUGAUAUUGGCCUUGUGGAAAAUUACAAAGUAAGCCUUCACAAAAAAGUAGACCACAUUCAAGAGCAAAUGAUAUAUGAUGUUGCCCAGAAACUUGAGUCUGCUACCAUUUGUCAUGAUAUGAGAGUUAAGAUGCACGCCUUAUUAACAUCACUUGAAGCAACCCUGGAGGUGAGGUUACGUUCACUCUUGCAGACCUGCAAGAAAAAUAACUGUGUGAUUGAGGACAAGGAGCUUGAAUGUGAAUUUGUUAGUGUUUGGGAAAAUAUCCCAUCUAACAUGAAUGAUCCCCCCUUAGAGACACAAGAAAUCCUUACAAGGAUGGUGGAGCAGGUAAAGAAAAACCUAAGUGAUCGUGGUCUAAAAAAACAAAACAUAAGACUGCGAGAUGCAAACCAGCUCAAUGGCUUUAAAGUGAAGACUGCCCAUUUUGCUUUGAGUAGUAAGAUGAAGAAAACAAUGAAGUACAAUAAGGAUGUUGCACAAAGAUCCACCAAUAAGUUGAUAGAAGACUGCGACAGAAGAGUCUCAGAUAAAGUGUGCCACAAAGAGGGCUACUCAGAUAGCUACAUGAGAGAGUUGCUUGCAAUUGUUGACAAGGGUCUAGAACUUUUAAAAGGUGAGCCAUUCGUGAUGAGUCCCAAAUUUGAAGUGGAUAUCAAAGGAUACAUCUGUGGCAAAGCAGCAGAGUCCUUUCAAGAGGUGCAGGAGUCGUUCAUAAGGAAAGGGGAAAUAAAAGAGAGAUUCCUAAAUGAGACCAGGGAGAGGCACAUGUUGAGUUUCAUAAAUCAGUUCAGAAAAAGGGACCAGUGUCAAAAAGCUGCUCGAUCUUUCACCAAUCAGUGCCUCAAGCCAACAGUUGAAGACUUCGUUUACAACAGCUUGGAGAGACAGAUAUUUACUGAUAUGCUCAAGAGCAAAAAUGCGCAACUUUAUAGCUCACCAAAAAAAUUCCACUACAGUCUUCUUAAAGAAAUGCUGAUAAAGGACAGCUUUGACAAUUUCCAUGAGUACCUUCAGUCCCAUGAGAGCUUCUGCCGGAAGAGAGUUGAGAACUUUAUCAGAGUUCAUCUGUCAGGUACUGUUAUGAUCGAAGACUUCAGGGACCAGCGAAUGCACCAAAUCUUUGAUUGGGUGAAGAGGUGCAUUAAUCAGGCAUCUGAAUCUAGUAGUAGAGCACAGAGCAAUGUUAGACAACUACUUGAGAAAGUUUGUGCCAGCCUGGAGAGUCUAGGAAAAAUCACUGUGCCAACUCAAAUCUUGAAGAAACCUUUGUUUGACGUAAGUAUGCAUCAUGAGCAUUUCUUAGCGAACCUAGAGGAAUCAGUCUAUGAGUUAUCCUCAUCAAUUGCUCAGGAAUUUAUGGAGAAUGAGGAUGUCAUUGAAGUCCCUGAUGACCUCCCUGAUAAACUUCAGAACAUGCUAUAUGAAAGAGUCAAGGGGUGCGAUAAGCACUGUCCUUUCUGCAAAGCUCCAUGUGACCUGGAAUCAACAGAGCAUCAAGUGCACGAAGCAGUGGUGCAUCGCCCCAAAGGUCUAGUGUGUUAUACCAAUGCCAACUCUACCACCCUGUCUCACAACACCUGCUCUGCAGAUAUUGCAGGACAAAACCAAUUUCAAAACAGAGAUACAGCGGGCCGGUCUCUGCCCUUUAAGGAGUACCAAUCCAUCUACCCAGACUGGAAAAUUUACCCAGAAGAUCCUAGGAAUAAUGGAGCUGCAGUCUACUGGAGAUACGUGUUCAUGAGGUACAACAGUAGAUUUGCUCAAAAAUAUCAGUGUACACCUGCAAAAUUACCCGAAGCAUGGGGAAAUAUCACUCAGAGGGAGGCACUACAGAGCUUGAGGGAGGCCUUUCAAAUUACAGAGUGAUAAUGUCCUGCACCAGCUUUAUUACAUGCAUGUCUGUUGAUAAAACAGUAUACUAUUACAGAGCUUCAACACUAUUACAGAACUCUAAAUAAAAUCGACAGAAGGUGAAAUUCUGAUUCAUCACUUAUAAGCCAGUUGAUGAAAGAAUUGAUGAACUCUUUCCUGUAAUACUGUGGUUUAAAUAUUUACUUAUUUGCAUCUUAAAUGUUAAAUGUAAAAAUCUAAACAUAUUUCAGUAAUACUCACUGUAAACAAUUUCCUCUGAUACUCUACCAAUAAGAUGUAUGCCAAUAUGGCACUGUUACUCUAUUGUCAUUAUGAAUGCUGCAAUGUCUGCAACUUAAUUGCAAAAAAUAUUUCAUUAAAAACUACCUUAAAAUCUU